Trichomonas vaginalis G3 is the source of this 1401-nucleotide messenger RNA. Its product is annotated as keratin-associated protein family. NCBI's taxonomy places the organism in Eukaryota, Parabasalia, Trichomonadida, Trichomonadidae. The record is from RefSeq and is a predicted model, not a curated record. The annotation marks the transcript as partial. The transcript has a single exon.
ACAGGAAAGGUUUUAACACAAAGUCUCAUUAUUGACACCAAAGAUGGCGAAGUGGAUGUUCUUCAAGAGCUGAAGAAAAAUACUUCUUCGGGAGGUGGUGGUAGGCAUGAACUUGAAAUAAAUGAGAUAGAAGAGAAAUUAGCCGAAAAAGCAGAUAAAGAACAUAAACACAAUAUCUCCGAUAUAAAUGAACUUCAAGCUACAUUAAAUAGUAAAGCGGACAAAAAUGAACUUGACGCAAUGAACAAAGUUUUGAAAUCUCAUAAACACAAUAUCUCCGAUAUAAAUGAACUUCAAGCUACAUUAAAUAGUAAAGCGGACAAGAACCAUGUUCAUUAUAUAAGUUCAGAUGAACAGAUUAUAACGGACUAUCAUGGAUAUUUAACACGAAGUGAUGAAGCGAAGACAAAAAAUGUUAAUGAAAGAAGAUAUAAAUACAUUCGUGCUAAAGGUUAUGACAUAAGCUGUACUGUACAGUAUGAUGUAGCUAAAGCACCAGAAGCAUUUGGUUAUACCGGUGAAAUUUAUGCCUCUACUUUCAAUGUUAACGGUGUACUAGUUGAACCAAGAUUUACAUUGAGAGUUAAGGCAAAAAUAACGUUUGAAGAUGCUAUUAAAAGUAAAGCUGACAAAGAUGAACUCGAAGCAAUGAACAAAGUUUUGAAAUCUCAUAAACACAACAUCUCCGAUAUAAAUGAACUUCAAGCUACAUUAGACAGUAAAGCCGACAAAAAUCAUACACAUAAAUCCUUCACUACUGUUAGAGCAGACGACAUAAUAUUGAACUAUGAUUUGGGUUCAAGUGCACCUUUAGAGAAUCCGAGUACAAGCGUAAAAGAUACUCUUAACAAUUUAGAUAAGAGUUGUAGGAAUAUCGAAGAUCAUGCCAGAAACUUUGAAGCAUAUGAACUACCAUCAAUGUUAGACAGUAAAGCCGACAAAACAGAGCUUCAAACAUUAAAGACUCAGAUUCUUGAAACAUUAUAUCCUAUAGGCUCUAUUUAUACGUCAAUGAACUCAACAAAUCCAGAAACAGUUUUAGGUUUUGGUGCGUGGGAACAGAUUGUAGAUAAAUUCUUAUACUGUGCUAACUCUUCAAAGGAAACAGGAGGUUCAAAGAAAAUUACUGAAGCAAACCUUCCACCGCACACUCAUACAGGAACUACAAACUUUUCUGGUGACCAUAGCCACUCAUUAAGAGACCAUCCAUUAUACAACUCAGAGUAUGAAGCUGGCAAUGAUGUUUUAUCUCCAUCUUAUAACAAUUCAGCAAAAAAGACUUUUCGACCAACUGAACCAGGAGGAAAUCAUGUCCAUACUUUCACAACAAAUCCAACAGGCUCGGGUGCAGAUUACAUGCCACCAUUUGUGACUGUAUUUGCAUGGUACCGCGUUCAAUGA